Molecule: messenger RNA, 534 nt
Organism: Ilyonectria robusta
Lineage: Eukaryota; Fungi; Ascomycota; Sordariomycetes; Hypocreales; Nectriaceae
Exons: 3
Coding region: 1-534 (177 amino acids)
Source: RefSeq, a predicted model, not a curated record
AUGGGUUUCUUCAGCAGUCCUCUUUUCAAUCCCGAAUACAAGACCAAAGCCCAUAUAGGCCAGUUUGUCUUGAUUGCUAUUAUCAUAGCCCUCGCCAUCGGCAAAAUUGCGACAAAGCCCAGCUACAUUCCGAUGAACCGACUGGAUAUGAUUGGCAUCAGCAUGAGCGGCAAAACGAUCAUCGUCAUUGCGUACCAACUUUUGACCGAACAUGUCUCCCGAUUCCAAAAGUGGGCUAGUCUAAAAGCCUACGCGAUACUCAACACAUUAGAGGUUUUCCUGUGGUUCGUAGUAAUCAUCUUGACGCUUUGGGGUAUUUCCAUGGUUUGCGUUGGAAUUAGCUGCGCUUUCGGCUGGCUGGUGGCACUCAUGUGUCUGGUGAUGACCCUCGCCAGCUUCUGGAUGGCUGUUGUGAGUUGGAAAGAGGUCCGAAGCGCCAAGGACUUUGGUAAACAAGGUCCUGGGGUUAUCCCUUCGCAUCAACCCUACAGAAUGCCUGCUUAUUCAUCAUCCAGUCAGUCUAUGGCAAGGUAG